GAGGAAACAGAAGAGAUUUCUGCAAAUGACGCUGCUCUUCACCGCGGCGCUGAUUUUCCUGCCCGACAUCGGCCUCUGGUCUCUCUAUAGAGAGAAGCACCUGGUGAAGCCGGCCGAGCCCGCCGAGCCUCAGACAGUUCCACUGGGGCUGGGAGAUGGGCAGUUGUUCACCUGGACUGAUGGACUGAAAAGGAAGGAUUGGCAUGAUUAUGAAAGUAUUCAAAAAGAUGCUAUGCGUUCAGGGAAAGGUGAACACGGAAAGCCGUACCCUCUGACAGAGGAAGACCAUGAUGAUUCAGCUUAUAGAGAAAAUGGCUUCAACAUAUUUGUUAGCAACAAUAUAGCACUGGAGCGAUCUCUGCCAGACAUCCGACAUCCUAACUGUAAGCACAAGGUGUACUUGGAAAAGCUACCAAAUACCAGCAUAAUUAUCCCAUUUCAUAAUGAAGGCUGGACUUCCCUCUUGCGAACAAUACACAGUAUUAUCAACCGCACUCCAGACAGCCUGAUUGCAGAAAUCAUUCUUGUGGACGACUUCAGUGACAGAGAACAUUUAAAAGAGAAGCUGGAGGAAUACAUGGUCCGUUUUGCCAAAGUGAGGAUUGUACGUACCAAGAAACGAGAAGGGCUCAUUCGGACCAGACUGUUAGGAGCCUCGCUGGCUAGAGGAGAAGUCUUGACAUUUCUGGAUUCCCAUUGCGAAGUCAACGUGAAUUGGCUGCCUCCCCUGCUUAACCAGAUUGCACUAAACCACAAAACCAUCGUGUGUCCUAUGAUCGAUGUCAUUGACCACAAUCAUUUUGGCUACGAGGCACAGGCAGGGGAUGCCAUGCGAGGAGCUUUUGACUGGGAAAUGUACUACAAAAGAAUCCCGAUUCCUCCUGAGCUCCAGAGAGCUGAUCCCAGCGACCCCUUUGAGUCUCCUGUGAUGGCUGGAGGUCUAUUUGCCGUUAACCGGAAGUGGUUUUGGGAGCUGGGAGGCUACGAUCCAGGAUUAGAAAUAUGGGGAGGAGAGCAGUAUGAAAUCUCCUUUAAGGUGUGGAUGUGUGGAGGUGGCAUGUUCGAUGUUCCAUGUUCUAGAGUUGGGCAUAUCUACAGGAAGUAUGUCCCUUAUAAAGUUCCUUCUGGCACCAGCCUAGCACGUAACCUGAAGCGUGUGGCAGAGACAUGGAUGGAUGAGUUUGCAGAGUACAUCUACCAGCGACGGCCCGAGUACAGACAUCUCUCGACUGGUGACAUCUCUGCCCAGAAGGAACUUCGCAAGCACCUGAAAUGUAAAGAUUUCAAGUGGUUCAUGGCUGCAGUGGCUUGGGAUGUCCCCAAAUAUUACCCACCUGUGGAGCCUCCACCUGCUGCCUGGGGGGAGAUUCGAAAUGUGGCAGCCAAUCUCUGUGUGGACAGCAAACAUGGAGCCACAGGGACUGAACUGAGGCUAGACAUUUGUGUGAAGGAUGGCUCAGAACGGACGUGGUCACAUGAACAGCUGUUCACCUUCGGAUGGAGAGAAGACAUCCGUCCUGGGGAGCCACUUCACACCAGGAAGUUCUGCUUCGAUGCCAUCUCACACAGUAGCCCUGUCACACUGUAUGACUGUCAUGGGAUGAAGGGGAACCAGCACUGGAGCUAUAGGAAGGUCGGAGUCACUCUGGGUCAUUUCAGAGAUUCAGACUGUCUUGAGCCUAUACUCAGUCUAGUGCAGACUUGUAUUUUCCCUUCAGAGAAGUUGCUUUUUAAAAUCCAGUCUGUUUUAUUCCAAUUUAAUUUUGUAGUAAAUUCUCUGGAGUGUGUUCUCAUUGAGUAUUCAGCUACUUGUGUCAAAUUUAAAUGGAAGUGGAUCUGAUCCAGCUCAGUGUGUCCAUGUUGAGUGUCUGAAAGGUGUUAUAUCAUUCUGGCAUUUGAAGAUUCUGGUGUCAUUUUAAGUGAGGCACUAUUGAAAAUAUUUGCAUCUGACAUGACAGAAAGAAGAAAUGCUGCUCAAGAGUUAAAUAUUACUAUUUUACUACAUUUUUACAAGUGGCAGGAAUGUCUACCUCAAAAAAACCCCAAACCAACAUUAAAAGCACUUGCUGUAAGCCUGAAGACAUUGGGAGUUUAUAAAUUAAAGAUAAGCAGCUCAGACACUACUUUGAUCUGCCAAGUUCUGCCCAUUUUGAGCAAUCACUAGAACAGGAGGUCAAGCUAGGAAAUGAGAGUGCCUCAUUUGGGAUAUAAAAAGUCCUGGUAAUGCUACCAGGUUUUUUAAAGAAUGAUUAAUCAGAAAGUUGCCUUGAUUAAACAAUUGCUAAUAAACUAUUCCAUGCAGGGUAAGGACAUCCAUUUCUGUGAUGAAUUGAGUACUUCUUCUUAUGCAUCCUUUGAUUUUCUAAAACCACUGUGCCUUGUCCCCUACAUUGCUUAUGCUGUGACCUAGGUGGCAGGAAUUGGACCAUGUUAAGUAAGCCUCUAUAGUACUUUCUAGAUUAGAGUUAUAAGCAGGAAAAUAGUUCAGAACUAUUAAAAGUAGCUUUUCCCCAAGUAUUUUGAGUACCUGCUUGUUAGCCUGUGCCAUUUUUUAACCAUAUUUAUGUUGCAA
This is a messenger RNA of Lagopus leucura (white-tailed ptarmigan), 2572 nucleotides long. RefSeq names its product polypeptide N-acetylgalactosaminyltransferase like 6 (gene GALNTL6). The coding region runs from base 26 to 1840 and encodes 604 amino acids. The transcript is spliced from 11 exons. The record is from RefSeq and is a predicted model, not a curated record. NCBI's taxonomy places the organism in Eukaryota, Metazoa, Chordata, Aves, Galliformes, Phasianidae. Gene Ontology annotation, cellular component: Golgi apparatus.